Messenger RNA from Staurois parvus, 314 nucleotides. Lineage: Eukaryota; Metazoa; Chordata; Amphibia; Anura; Ranidae. The record is from the annotation of a GenBank genome assembly.
AGGCUAGGUUCACACCUAUGCAGGUUGUGUUUGAAUCGUUUUUGCAUUGCAAUUUGCGCUGCGUUUUGCACUGCAUUUUUUGCGUUUUUGACGCGUUUUUAUGUGCUUUGCGUUUUUUUUAUUUUUUAUUUUUAUUGUUGCUAGGUAGGUUUUAAAUGCAAAACGCAGCAAAAACGCAGCAAAAACACAAUACAUGCUUUUCUGCAGCGUUUCCAUUGAAGUCUAUAGAACCAAAAACACAACGUUUUGCAUUCAAAAAAGUCCCUGACCCUUUCCAAAUAACGCACCGGGUGAAAACGUGGAGAUGUGAACCU